Cannabis sativa is the source of this 2548-nucleotide messenger RNA. RefSeq lists its product as uncharacterized. The record is from RefSeq and is a predicted model, not a curated record. Lineage: Eukaryota; Viridiplantae; Streptophyta; Magnoliopsida; Rosales; Cannabaceae. The coding region runs from base 554 to 2425 and encodes 623 amino acids. The transcript is spliced from 13 exons.
AAAAAGUUUGACAAUCAUCACCAGUCACCACCACCAUCUUUCUUCCAAAAACUCCUCAUUAGUCAUAUUCACUUCCAAAGCCCUACCCCUGAUCUUCUAACUCUCUCUCUCUAUAUAUAUUUCUUGUUAUAGUGUUUGUAGUGAAGAAAGUUUCCAUUUUCCUUAUGGCGGCGGAGUUCUCCAGCUGCGUGGACUCUGGACUUCAGCUCUCCAAGCGAAUAUACUACGGGAAAGAACUUCGUCCCCCUCCAGCUCCGGCGACGGCGCCGCCGCAAGUGGAGGAACAGAAGAUGACGAAGUCGUCUCCGGCGAUGGAUGAAUAUAUUCCAACGGCGCCGACGGUGUACGCGGUGGUGCCGGAGCCGGCGAUCGUGGACAAUCCCGACGUGCCAAGCUACCAGCCGUACGUUCACGGGCGUUGCGUGCCGCCGGCUUUGGUACCACUUCACAUGCACGGAAUAACCAUGGAAAUCGAUACUUUUUUAGAUACAGCGUUCGUCACGAUCGCCGGCACGUGGCGCGUGCAUUGCAUAAUGUCCUCUAAGCGCUGCGAAUGCCGUAUUGCUCUGCCCAUGGGAGAGAAGGUGUUGAGGUUGAAGUUAAUGGAAGAUCGUAUCGUACUCAAUUGAUCGGAAGAGACGACAUAGGAAGAGUAGAAAAAGUGGCUAAAGCUCAAGAAGGAAGCUUUCUCAGAUGCCAAAUAUACACCUUCAAAAUUCCAAAGGUUGAAGGUGGUUCCUUUAUUUCAGUUAAAGCCAAUUGGUCUCAGAAAUUAGUAUAUGAGGUUGACCAGUACUGCCUCCGGGUACCUUUUAGUUUUCCUUCAUAUGUCAAUCCAGUGGGGAAGAAAGUUUCAAAGAGAGAGAAGAUUUUGUUGAAUGUUAAUCCUUGCACAGCCACACAAAUUCUUUGCAAAAAUGCCAGCCAUCCUUUGAAGGACAUGAAGCGUCAAGGAGGUAAAUUAUGUUUCUCAUACGAAGCAGAAGUAGUUGCAUGGUCAAAUGCAAACUUCAAUUUUUCAUACACUCUUUCUUCUAAUGACUUAUUUGGUGGUGUUCUAUUGCAAUCUCCAUCUCUUCUUGAUGCUGAUGAAAGACAGAUGUUUUGCUUGUAUCUAUAUCCUGGAAAUAAACAGACUAGGAAGGUGUUUAGAAAAGAAGUGGUAUUUGUUAUUGAUACAAGUGGAAGUAUGCGAGGAGACCCUAUUGAGAAUGUAAAGAAUGCUCUUCUGGAAUCACUUUCUAACCUUAAUCCCCAAGAUAGUUUCAACAUUAUAGCUUUCAGUGGAGAAGUUCGAUUGUUCUCACAAAUAAUGGAGCUGGCUACUGAUGAAUCAAUAUUAAAAGCUACAGAAUGGGCUCACACAAAUCUUGUUGCCAGUGGUGUUACUAAUAUAUUACUACCAAUGGAACAGGCAAUCAAGUUGUUGGCAAAAAGUAAUUCAAUUCCUUUCAUUUUCCUAAUUACUGAUGGGUCUGUUGAAAAUGAAAGAGAGAUUUGCAGCAUUGUUAAAGGUUAUGUCACAAAUGGGGAUUCUGUUUGUCCACGCAUAUGUACAUUUGGCAUAGGUUUAUAUUGUAACCAUUACUUCCUGCAAAUGCUAGCACAGAUUGGGAAGGGGUAUUAUGAUGCUGCGUUUGAUUCUGCUUCUAUUGGCUCUAAAAUGCAAAGACUAUUCUCUAGCGUUUCAUCAGUUAUUCUUGCCGACAUAACUUUGAACUCGUUGGAACAUCUUGAUUCGCUUGAGCUAUAUCCAUCAAAUAUUCCAGACCUUUCGUAUGGAAGUCCAUUGAUUGUGUCAGGCAGAUGUGAUGGGAUUUUUCCUGACACUAUUGAAAUCAGUGGUACCUUGGCUGAUACAAGCAGUUUCACCAUCAACUUGAAAGUUCAGAAAGCUAAGGAUUUGCCUCUUAAUAAGGUUCUUGCAAGGAGACAAAUUGAUAUGUUGACAUCCCAUGCAUGGUUAACACAAAGUAAAGAGAUAGAAGAGAAGGUUGUUAAAAUGAGCAAGCAAACAGGGGUACCGUCAGAGUAUAAUCUCAUGGUUUUAGUGCAUCCUGAUAAGGGAAAGAAAACAACAGCUUCAGUCCCUACACAAGAGGUGAAGAACAAAGGUAAGCAGCAGAAGGUGGCGGAGAUGAACAUAGAGAAGAUGUUAUCACUGGGAACCUUUGGUAUGGGAUUCGGAGACUUAGCAGCCACGGCUGCUAAUAAGGUGAUGGAAGAACCAAAGGCAGAAGUAACUGAUGUGCUGGUGAAGACGGCUGGGAAAUGCUGCAGCAGAGUUAUUGACAAGAUUUGUUGUAUGUGUUUCAUUCAGACUUGUUCGUACGUCAACAAUCGGAGCGCAAUUCUAUUGACGCAAAUAUGCACUGCCCUUGCUUGCUUUGAGUGCAUCAAUUGCUGUUACGAGCUAUGCGCUUGAUUAAUUAAUGUCAUUAUACUCUUAAAAAUCAUACAAAUAACAUGUAUAGUAUCUUGCCAGGAGAACCUAUUUGUAUUGUGUUUUGUGCAUACUACAUAAUAACAUAGCAACACAUUAUCGUCA